UAUUACAUUCACUAUUAAAACACAACGCAGAGUGGAUUUCUCUCAAAAGGAUACCAAUUGGAAGUAUUGGUGGUGAGAGAAGGAUUAUACAACAUAAUUGGUGCCGUGACCGUGGCCGGAAGAUUUCUUUCUUCAGAAUCUGCCUAGGAUCCAAGUUUUAACAUCAACGUAUUUGGUUCUGUGACUGUCAGCCAGAAGAGGCUUCCAGUGUCUGCAUAAAGCUUGGUGAGUAUAUUUGCUAUUUAUUCUAUUGCUGCAGUGUAUAUUUUUAAUAUGGCAUGUAAAAAGGUAGAUGCAAAAAUGACUUGUUCAGAAAAUGUUAAACAGUGGCUUAUGAAUUAUAUUAAGAGACAUGGUGGUCCUUAUGAAAUCUCUCAGGACUGUAAACAGUCAUGGGAAAAGAUGCAGGAGUUUUUAGGAGAAAUUUUAUUUGAUAAAAAUGUUUCUGAUAAAAAAAGAAAAGGGUGUAUUAUGCAAGCAUUACUAUCAUGUUGUUUAAAAUUAGAGGGAAUUGUAAAAAUAAAGGAGGAUGAAAUGGCAGAGCUUAAUUCAGUAAUGAACAUGAAAUAUGAGAAAUUGAAUAAUACGAUUGUAGAUCUAAGAGUGCAUGCAGUUACAACUGGUGAAGCUUUGAUUGAAAAAGCCAAAAUGUGUGAGGAGCUUACAGUGGAGAAUGAGAGGCUUAAUGAGAAAAUUUUGAAGAUGCAAAAAGAAUUGGAUGAAUGCAGACAUGCUACUAAUAUGGCUUUUAAUAAAAUGGCAGAAAGCAUGGCACCUUUGAGUAGGUCUCAUGUAUCUGAAAUUCCAGGGUCUAUUGCUAACCCAAGGAUUGGAGAUACAGGAUACAAACCUAUUUAUCCAUUGGAGGAUUUGAAACAAAAGUCAGUGACAAAUCUCCCUGCUGCUCCAACUACAACAACCACAGUGUUGAAUCCUGAUAAUUCUGGAGAGAUUCAGCUGGUUACUAAGCAGUUAAAGCCACAAGAAAUGGAUGCCAUAGUUAGAGAAAUAGGGCAGGUCCCUCAGCAGGAUAUCAAUCACUUUUUGCAAUGGUUUUGUGGAAUUCAAAGAGUGAAAGAGAUGUAUAGUUUGACAACUAGUGAUAUGGAGAGAGUGCUGCAGAGAGUUGUUGGAAAUGGAUUGUGGGUCAGGAUUGUACAGACAUGUGGUCAGCAGCGUAGAACUAGGGAUAUGUUGAAAGAGAUCUUGAGAGCACUUUAUGGAGUUACAUCAAAUGUGUCAUUGUCUGGAAAAAUUAAACAGCUGAAACAAGAGUCUCCGUAUGAAUUGUCAGCUAGAAUCUCCACAGUGAUGGAACAGUUUGGUGUCAGUAAUCCUGGUUUUGAACAGGGAGGGAUGGUGCAUAGAUCAAUGUUUUUGGAUGCAUUAGAGGAAGAUAUUAAGGAUGAGAUAUUAUCUGUAACCCCAAACCCAUCAGAAAUGUGUGAUUUACUGUUAAGAGCUGAUAAUUUGUGGCGAAGAAAGGUUAAAAAUGAGAGUUUUGCUGUAGAUGCUGCCAGGAUUUUCAGAGUAGAGAGGAGAGACAGGUCUACCAUGUAUCCUCAGAAACCAAUCAGGGGAAAUAGAUUUCAGCAUAUGGGAAAUUUUAGAGGUGAGAAUGAAUCUGGUAGUGACAAAAGAUGGAGAGAUCCACAGAGGGACCAUAGGAAUAGGGAUAGUGCUAAAGGGAGCAAUGUAAUGGGAGACAAUUGGAGAAAUAGAUGGGAGGAGCCUCAGAUAAUAGGAGAUGGAGUGGAUCCCUGGAAGAGCAGCCCACAUAAGGAAUAUGAAGUGCAAGAAAACAGCAGUCGUGAUGUGGUGGUUAUGUGUUGGAAAUAUCCAGGAGGAAGUGAUUUACAUAAGAGUACCAGUAUAUUUUGGGCCAAUGCCACAAAGGAAGUGAGGAUAAAGAUGCUGCUGGAGAGAAAUUUUACAUUUUCCCAGGAUGGUGUUGUAACAUGCAGCCCCCAUCAGACUGGAUUACAGAGUUGCCCAGAGAUGAUGAAAGAAUGGUUUAAAAAUGUAUUUCAAGCACAUAUUAAUCUAUUCUGGGAUGCAACACAAGGGCUCAAGUUUAGAGAGAGAGAAAAAAGGGAUCUGGGUACUGAUAUAAUCUCAGGGCUCAGUUUGGGAACAUCAAUUUGGAAUAGGGCAGACAUAGAGGGUCUUAACUCACGAGAACAAAAUUAUGUUAAUGGGUUGCAGCAAAUUAUGCUUAAAGAGGGACGAGUGGAUUUUAACACUCUAGCUGAAACUGAUGUCACGAUACAGAACAUUCACACAGUUGCUGCAGAUUUGCAGUGGAUUAAUAUAUCUGUGAAUGCUCUCAGAGAAUCAGUUAAUAACAAUAAUGUAUCUAAAGCUAUGGUAUGUGGUAUAGUUGGAAAUUUACUAGACGAACAUCUAAAUUUAGGCCUCCAAGAAAUAAAACGAGGGGAAUGGCCCAGAAUAAUCAAUUCUACCCUAGUCUAUGAUCUGGUUAGGGAAUAUGGCAUAGAUUGUCAGAAUAUAGUCCUUUCCAAAAUUAAAGGUCUGCAGAGUUGGUGCAAUAAGUGCAAAUUAGGAAAAAGGGUAAUUCCAUUAAUAAUUGACAUUCCAGUUUGGACAGAACAGCCUGUACCUGUUUAUAAGAUGACUAUGUUUGGUGAGUUGGAAGUGGCUAAUCACACUAAUGUUUUAAAACAAUUCCUUCCACAAACUCGCUUAGUAAUAAAAGAAGACCAGUUCUGGAAAGUUAUCAACCCCAGUUGCUGUGACAGAUGUGGUAAUGCUUGGCUUUGUUCCUGUGUACUUGAACCACUAGUCCAGGCAGAUGGGUGCAUGGUGGAAAACUCAGGAAGCUGCCCUGUUCACCUUCACAAACCCAUAAAUGGGAUCAUUAACAAAGAGUCCCUGGUAUCAAAAAUUGGAUUAUACGAGGCUCGACAUAAAAUGAGGGCAAGAGACUUCUAUGGAACAUCCUCAUAA
Pelobates fuscus (common spadefoot toad) is the source of this 2967-nucleotide messenger RNA. RefSeq lists its product as uncharacterized. Lineage: Eukaryota; Metazoa; Chordata; Amphibia; Anura; Pelobatidae. The transcript has 5 exons. The coding region runs from base 274 to 2967 and encodes 897 amino acids. The record is from RefSeq and is a predicted model, not a curated record.